Molecule: messenger RNA, 2679 nt
Organism: Ananas comosus (pineapple)
Lineage: Eukaryota; Viridiplantae; Streptophyta; Magnoliopsida; Poales; Bromeliaceae
Product: pentatricopeptide repeat-containing protein At2g46050, mitochondrial-like
Exons: 4
Coding region: 105-1829 (574 amino acids)
Biological process (GO): RNA modification
Molecular function (GO): protein binding; RNA binding
Source: RefSeq, a predicted model, not a curated record
UUAGUAUCUCUAUCUCUCUCUCUCUCUCUCUCUCUCUCUCUCUCUCUCUCUCUCUACUUUGCUCCAAUGCUCACCUCCUCUCAAAGAUUACUUUGCCUCCUCCCAUGCUCAAAUCAAAGAUACAAAACCAUCAUCUCACCUCCAUGCUCUCCAUCUCCAUCUCUCUCUCCUCUGCAUGCUCACUGUUUGAUGAAAUGCCCCAGAGACCAAAAACACCUCCUAACAAAAUGGCCCAACAAUUUCAUUCCCCUAUGGUUCAUGUCAAAGAUUACAACGUCCCUUCACUCUCACACAAUCUCUCAAGCAAGUUCUCUUCUACGAUGUUACCGCUGAAACGCCGAGCUAUACUACAUCUCCUUCGUUCUCGCAUCAGAGAAAACGAUAUCCUAACGGCGAUGCAAUUGCACUCUCCUGUGUUGAAAUACGGGUACUCGUCGGAUGUUUACGUAGCAAGCGUGCUCGUGGAUACGUAUGCGAAAUGUGGGUUUGUUGAGGAUGCCCACAAGGUGUUUGUUGAUAUCUCUGUGAGAGACUUGGUGCUGUGGAAUGUGAUGGUGUCUUGCUAUGCCUUGAAUGGUCUUGGUGAAGAAUCUCUUAAGGUGUUUGUGUUGAUGAGAUUAAAGGGAUUUUUCGGUGAUGGGUUUACCUUUAGUAGCUUGCUCAGUGCUUGUAGCUCCUUGGGUUGUUGUGAACUAGGAAGGAUGAUUCAUAGUCUUAUUGAAAAGUUGGGUCUUAGUUGUGAUGUAGUUGUUGGUAGCGCACUAGUUGAUAUGUAUGCAAAAUGCUGUGAGAUCGUUGAUGCUCGCAGGGCCUUUGAUGCUAGGGGUGCUCGGAAUGUUGUCUCGUGGAACGCAAUGAUUGUUGGUUACGGGCAAUGUGGCGAAGGUAAAGAGGCUAUGAAGCUUCUUAGUCGGAUGAUCAAAUUCGGAUUUAAGCCUGAUGAACUCACACUCGCUAGUAUUCUUAGCUCUUGCGCCCAUAUAGCGGCGACCAAUGAGACUACUCAAGUCCACGGUUACGCGGUUAAAAUGGGUUUCCAAGAUUUCGUGUCGAUAGGAAAUGCUCUUAUUAUUGCUUACGCCAAGAAUGGUUUCAUAGAUGAUGCAUUUAACUCCUUUUGUUUGAUCACUGGGCCUGACUUGGUUACAUGGUCAUCAAUGGUUUCUUCUUAUGCAUACCAUGGACUUCCUACCGAUGCAAUUGAUCUGUUCGAGAAAAUGUUGCGAGAAGGAAUAAGGCCGGAUGGAGUCGCCCUUUUAGGGGUUCUCUCUGCUUGUAGUCAUGCAGGGCUUGUGGAAGAAGGGUUGAGAUAUUUUGCUUCUAUGAGAAAUGAAUAUCAAAUUAGUCUGAAUUCGGAGCAUUAUACUUGUUUGGUUGAUUUGCUAGGUAGAGCUAAUCAACUUGAGGUUGCCUACAGUGUUCUAAGUAAUAUGUGCUUGAAACCUGAUGCUGAUGUGCUUGGAGCUUUUAUUGGUGCUUGUAAAGUUCACGGCAACACUCGGUUGGCGAAAUGGGCUGCGGAAAAGCUUUUCGAGUUACAACCAAGUGAGCCAGUGAAUUACAAACUCAUGUCCAAUAUCUACUCAUCUACGGGACAAUGGGAGGAUGUUGCUACAGUGAGAAGCACGAUGAGGACUAAAUGUGGCACCAACGUGCCGGGUUGUAGUUGGAUAGAGAUCGGUGGAACGGUUCGCUCCUUCGUCUCCAAUGACAUUUCAUAUGUGCAGGCAUUAGAGAUUCGGAAAAUGUUGAGAGUGCUUGUUACACUGAUGCAGGAAGCUAGCAUGAUUGAUGAAAUUUUGAUGGAUCAUGAACUAGCAGUUAUGUAAAUACCAAAUUGUUCUAGUUUAUCCUAUGUAUUAUUAGUGGGACUUCCAAGUGCUGUUCAUCUCACUGGACAAGUUCACCUAUCAACUGCAAAGUAUGCUAGAAUUUUAUCAUGCUGUCUGCUCAGGUGGCAGUUCCUCACAAAACUCCUUUCAAUUGAUUCAAAUCAGAUGCAUGAAGGUUCUUGAGAUUGCUUGUUUUCUCUGUCCAUUGGAGCCUACAAGAAAGUAAGAUGACAUGAAUGGCAUACUAGAAAUUGAGAAUGUGGUGGUGCUCAAACUCUCUGGACAUUUGAAUUAAUUAUGAGGCUUGAUGACCAUUUUCAUUCAUCAGUUCCCAGGUGGAAAUUCAUGGCUAUUGCCCGAGAACUUUUUCAAGUCAUGAAGGAACUGAACCUGCAUUUUCAUGGUUGCUUAUAUUUGUUUUUGCAGCCAAAAAUUAUUUGAUAUGUUUAUAGAGUACAAAACAUCAAAAAGAGAUUUAAGGAUUGUUUGGUUACACAGAGUUAUUGAGUUGUAACUGCACUGUAGUUGAAAUUGGAUGUAAAUUUAAAUAUGAUAUUUGGUUUGGUUAACUUAAAUUCAACUGCUAUAAUGGGAACCGUAAAAGGAGGCUUAAGCACAGGAGUUGAAAUUACAUUCAAAUUGGCUAUAGUUUUAGCUGCAAUAUAAAAUAUAAUAGUUGGAAAGAGUAAUUUUGAACAAAGGUAAACUUACUUAAUCACCUUUUAAAUGGAAAAAAAAAUCUUCUACACAGGUGUUAAUCUCACAACCUCAUAUAUAGAGUGAUAAAACGUAUAAAUACAAUUCCAAACUAUAUUUGAUCAAACAAAUUAUUUAUAAUGACAACGAU